Letharia columbiana is the source of this 1077-nucleotide messenger RNA. RefSeq lists its product as uncharacterized. The transcript has 5 exons. The record is from RefSeq and is a predicted model, not a curated record. The coding region runs from base 1 to 1077 and encodes 358 amino acids. Lineage: Eukaryota; Fungi; Ascomycota; Lecanoromycetes; Lecanorales; Parmeliaceae.
AUGAAAACACUCUUCAUCACUCUCCUCCAAUUUCUCCUCCUUCUCAAACCCCACUUCGCCUGCGCAAGAGGUAAAUAUGCCUUCGCCCCUUCAUGCCUAACCGCCGCCAACGCGCCCUUCAUGCGCGAAGAAAUCACGCUGGUGAUGGAAUCCGCCGCGAGCACCAAGGCCGCACUUCGCAACCCAAAUGCCGACACAAAUAGAUUCGUUCGGUGGAUGUUCGGUACCAGCACGCCUGCGUACGACGCUUACGCAGCGCCGCGAGCCAUCAUCGGUGGCACGGGCACCGGAGAAGACGACAUCAUUGGCAUGGCCGGUGUGACUGGGGAGGUCCCUGCGGAAGAGGCGGAGGGAGGCGACGUGAUCUUCUAUUGCGACAUGAGCCAUAUGAAACCUCUAUAUAACGAAGAAGGAGUUCUCGUGCAGUGGUAUGAUAGAUCCCUCAAAAGCUACAAUGACGCAGACCCUGCCUAUCUACUCUGCAGAGACACCAAGAGCAACUUCCGAGGCAACUUCGAUGUCCCGAGCGCCCUCAACUUCGCAUGGCAGAAGGUCGACGGCGAACUACCGGAUGCUCCGGAUACCAUCAUCAUCUGCCCGUGGUACGUCGAGGCCGGUUUGGCGGCCGCGUACCAGGACUCGGGAAUUUUCGACGAUAAUUUUUUCACCCGGGAGACACGGUUCUGGCAGGGACGGUCCACGCAGCGGACUUACGCGCCGAUCGAUUACUAUAACCUGUUUGAUAGCGGUAUUGCGCAUGAGGUUGGCGUUACGCUUGGCUUAUUCUUGGAUUCAAACCAUCUCCUAACGCUGAUGAUACAGAUGUACCAUACUCGGAUCGGUAACUUCAGGGAUGAUGUUGCGGGUGGAAAUUCCUACACCUGGGCGAAUUGUCGAACUCUAUCGUCAAACCCACACCCGGACACAGGCGCACCGCGUAAUGUUGGCAAGUCUCACAGCCCAUCACCCUUCAUACCAUCUCUAAUCAUCCUCACAGAUAAUUUCACAUUUCUCACUAUCGCAAACAAACUCAGAAAUCUGGGACGAACGAUCAGUUCCAUUGGCGGGGUGGCUUGA